ACAGUGCUCUCUGUCCCUCCUUAUAUCCUCUCCUCCCUUUAUCUUCCCCCUCCUCUGUCUGUACCCUUGUCCAGCUGGUCAUCAUGGCGGAGAGGAUCGGAUACAUCACCCGCGUGCAGAGCUUCAGCGCGUGCCACCGGCUCCACAGCGUUCACCUGACUGACGAGGAGAACCGGAGAGUGUACGGGAAAUGUAACAAUCCAAACGGACACGGACACAACUACAAAGUGGAGGUCACCGUCCGAGGAAAGAUCGACUCUCACACUGGGAUGGUCAUGAAUCUGACUGACCUGAAGAGGUGUAUUGAGGAAGUCAUCAUGGAUCCUCUGGAUCAUAAAAACCUAGAUAAAGACGUCCCCUACUUUGCUGAUGUGGUCAGUACGACAGAGAACGUGGCAGUUUACAUCUGGGACCAAAUGGUGAAGGUUCUCCCUCCAAACCUGCUCUACGAGAUCAAGAUUCAUGAGACGGACAAAAACAUCGUCGUGUAUCGAGGAGAAUAAACGCAGCAUGCAUGAGUGCUGGUAUUCAGACUGACCAUGGUGUUACACUCGCACUUUAAACUGUAGACCAAAGACUUUCACCUUUCUGUACUCUUGUUCAAUAAAACCGGAAGUGGACCAAACCAGCAGGAACAGAGCCACAGCGCCUCCUUAGACUCUGGGUUUUAAAGGUGCUUUAUUAUCAGAGCAGCUGAUUUUAUUCAGUAGAAUUUGAAACACAAACUUGAUCCUGUGGAGGACUGAAUAAAUGAUGAAUCUACUUUGAAAUA
Molecule: messenger RNA, 772 nt
Organism: Cheilinus undulatus (humphead wrasse)
Lineage: Eukaryota; Metazoa; Chordata; Actinopteri; Labriformes; Labridae
Gene: pts
Product: 6-pyruvoyltetrahydropterin synthase
Exons: 6
Coding region: 84-503 (139 amino acids)
Biological process (GO): tetrahydrobiopterin biosynthetic process
Cellular component (GO): mitochondrion
Molecular function (GO): 6-pyruvoyltetrahydropterin synthase activity
Source: RefSeq, a predicted model, not a curated record